AUGGUUAAAAAGUCCGUGCGGUGCGCGAACAAGGCCGCUAAGAGCACUUCUGCACAUCUCUGUGCGGACGCCGAAGCAGAAAACGCUGCAACCGAUGUUUCAUCGGUUGCUGAAGCGUCUCAGUCUGUAUCACCUGGUGAUGCAGACGCUCGUCAUGAAGACACUCAAGUCUUCACAGAGUAUGAGCUCGGUAUCUCAUACUCUCCUGAUACGGAAGACGGAUCCGUAUCGACGGCGAUUGAAUCCCAGCCGCCUGCCAAGCGUGGCAUGGACGACGCUUUGCGUCGCAGCAUCUUUAGUUCAUCUGACGAAUCCGAUGAACCAUCGCCAAAGCGAAGGCGCUCGAGAUCGCAAGACUCGGGCGCUCACAGUGGUGUCGGUUCUCCUAUUUACACCACUUCGCAACAAGGUACCAGUACUUCUUUAGGCACAACGCAAGAAGAUCGAGACCGUAACUUGUUGCGUCUCGCUCCUGAAAAGAAGGCAUGGAUGCCUCCAAAAUCCGUCAUGGAUCACUUGUCGGCGACGACAAGUGAUCGUUAUCGAACACGAUUGUUCGAUUCGUCAAGGAUCCAUCACCUUGACCCCAGUGCGAAAAACUAUCGCGCUGAGAAUAAAAUCUUCAUCGAUGCUUUCUUUAGACAUCGAUGGUACAGUGGGAAUCACAUGCGUGAUAGUCAUUCACUGCUUCAAGCGUGGGACGCCUACAUCCAUAACCUUGAGGAUGUAGGUCGUGACGCUUGGAACGACAACCUUAUCAAAGCUCGUGAUAAGUUUGAAAAGCGAACCCCGACAGGUGCACGCUAUAAGCUGCAUCGUCUGUCAAGGGAGAAAGAAUUACCCUGUCUCUUCUGGGGAGACCCGUGCCUUUGUUGUGCAAACAACUCGGCGCGCGCAGCUAAGGAGGCCUACCUCCUUACUAGCCCGUGGUGGCGCGUACGUAUCUCUACUGAGAUGUACGAAGGGAUUGACAACCUGAAAUCCCUUUACGAACGUGCCGGGAAGACUUUCUCCGGCGGUCCUUCUGCGGCACAGGAUGUGCCGCAUCGCACUGCUCGACCAGACCCAGUACGUCAACCAUCAAUUGGGAGCGGGGCUCCCAAGAAUCCCAGGACGGGGGAUAACCGCGCCACCGGAAGAGGCAACUCGUCCGACGUCCGUUCACGUCGCGGUGGUUCAACAGCUGCUCAAUCAGAUAUCGCUGGCCACCGCGAGAGUCCUCAAAGGAGAUGGAGGAGGAGGGGAGAUGCUCUCCAAGCUAUCUUGGGGGAGCGUUUGUCUUAG
Messenger RNA from Peronospora matthiolae, 1284 nucleotides. Lineage: Eukaryota; Oomycota; Peronosporomycetes; Peronosporales; Peronosporaceae. The record is from the annotation of a GenBank genome assembly.